AUGCUUCUUGGUCAUGGGAUUGAAUUCCACCUUUCUUUCCCGCAAAAUGCUCUUCUUCCACUGUCAUUAUCUCGCCUCAUUCGCUUAUGCACCAAAACAAAUUCCAUUUCCAAAGGGAAAGCAAUUCAUGCUCAGCUUAUUACAUCCGUGUCGAAACCAGAUGUCCAAACAAUUAAUCAUUUACUCACGAUGUAUUUAAAGCUAGGCCACACUGACUAUGCCCAGAAACUGUUCGAGCAAAUGCCUGAAAGAAAUCUUAUCACUUGGACGACGCUAAUCUCCUCGUAUUCUCAAAUAGGUCUUUCAGAAAUGGCCCUAAAUUGCCUUAGAUCAAUGGUUCUUGAUGAUGGGAUUUCUCCAAAUAAUUAUACUUAUGUUGGUGCCAUAUCGGCUUGUGCUAAUAUGCGCGCCAUGAGGACCGGGAAAGAAAUACAUGGGAAACUAUAUAGGACUGAGAUUGUUAAUAGCUUUGUUAAUAACUGUUUGGUUAAUUUUUAUGGGAAAUGUGGGUUAUUGAAGUCUGCUAGGCUAGUGUUUGAUGGCAUUUUAGAGCCCAAUACAAUUAGUUGGGUUUCACUUAUAGCUUGUCAUUGCCAGUGUGGGGAGAAUGAUGAAGGGAUGAGAAUCUUCUUGCGAUCUUUAAGGAUGGGAGUGAAGGUAAAUGAGUUCUCUUAUGGUAGCGUUUUGGGAGCUUGUGCUGCCUUGGAGAUGUUGGAGGUUGGAAUGCAACUACAAUGCCUUGCUGUUAAGUGUGGUAUUGUUAUCGACCAGUAUGUUGUGACCGGGUUGGUUAAUUUUUAUGCUAAAUGUGGUGAGUUGGAGUUAGCAUGUAAAGCUUUCAAAGAGACAGAUGAGCCUCACUUGACAGCUUGGACUGCACUGGUUGGGGGUUGUGUGCAGCUAGGAAAGGAUAGGCAGGCAAUUGAUCUUUUCCGUCAGUUACUUUCUACGGGCUUGAAGCCAAGUGAGCAAACCCUGGCUUCUGUGCUUGGAGCCUUUGCUAAUGAAAAGGAAGUUAUAGGCGGGACACAGCUCCAUGGUUUAAUCAUAAAGUUGGGAUUUGAUGCAUUCACUUUUGUUUGCAAUGCAGUGUUGGAUUUUUAUGCAAAAAGUGGUCAUCUAGAGGACUCUUUGAAAACUUUUCGGGAAAUGGAUGCACGUGAUAUUGUUAGUUGGAAUGCUUUCAUAGCUGGACGUGUGAACUCAGGUCAAUAUGAAGAAGCAAUUAGAUUCAUCCAGAAUAUGUCUUCGGAGGGUUUCCAUCCUAAUCUUUACACGUAUUCUAGUCUUUUAGGUAUGUGUGGGGAUUUACCUGCGACUGAGUGGGGCAAGCAAACUCAUUGCUGUGUCAUAAAACCAGGAUUCGAUUCCAAUGUGGUUGUUGGAAGUGCUCUUGUUGACAUGUAUGCCAAGUGUGGAAGACUGGAUGAUGCUAAGAAAGUUUUUAAUAUUCUUCCUAAUAAGAAUUUGGUUUCCUGGAAUUCCAUGAUUGCAGGGUAUGCCCAACAUGGGUUGUGGAUGGAAGCUUUGGAGAUUUAUGACAUAAUGCUUAAGAAUGGAGUUAAACCAAACGACAUCACAUUCAUUGGAGUCUUAUCUUCCUGUGGACAUGUAGGACAUUUGGAGGAGGGGAUGCACCAUUUUAAUUCAAUGGUCAAAGAUUUCAAAAUCAUCCCAAAAACGGAUCAUAUUGCUUGUAUGGUCAGUCUAUUUGCACGCAAAGGACAAAUGAGAGGAGCUUAUGAUUUCAUAAGCCGUUUCCCCGGGCAGCCAGAUAAAGUAGUUUGGCGCUCUCUUUUAUCAGGAUGUAUAACUAACAAAGACUUGGAAUUGGGUAAAUAUGCUGCUGAAAAGAUUUUGAGUAUUGAUCCAGAUGAUACAUCGGCCUAUAUCACACUAUCAAAUAUUUAUGCUGAUUCAAAGAUGUGGAACGAGAUAUCCCAAAUCAGGAAACUGAUGAAAGAGAAGGCAUUAAAGAAAGAGAUGGGUUAUAGUUGGAUUGAGUUACAUAACACUAUAUAUUUGUUUUCUGCUGGUCAUGAUAUGCUAGUACUGAGAAAUGGGGUUGUUGAAGUUCUAAGUGGAUUGACAGCCCAAUUGUUUGAUGCAGGAUAUGUUCCUGAUGCUCUGAUCUCAUUGGUUGAUGGGCACUAA
Molecule: messenger RNA, 2154 nt
Organism: Olea europaea var. sylvestris
Lineage: Eukaryota; Viridiplantae; Streptophyta; Magnoliopsida; Lamiales; Oleaceae
Product: pentatricopeptide repeat-containing protein At2g27610-like
Exons: 1
Coding region: 1-2154 (717 amino acids)
Biological process (GO): RNA modification
Molecular function (GO): protein binding; RNA binding
Source: RefSeq, a predicted model, not a curated record